Molecule: messenger RNA, 4126 nt
Organism: Neoarius graeffei (lesser salmon catfish)
Lineage: Eukaryota; Metazoa; Chordata; Actinopteri; Siluriformes; Ariidae
Gene: epb41l2
Product: erythrocyte membrane protein band 4.1 like 2
Exons: 24
Coding region: 171-3134 (987 amino acids)
Biological process (GO): cortical actin cytoskeleton organization
Cellular component (GO): cytoskeleton; plasma membrane
Molecular function (GO): structural molecule activity; actin binding
Source: RefSeq, a predicted model, not a curated record
UUUCAGGAGCUGUGGAGAAGCAGAGCCCAGUUCCAGUUGUUGGGUUUUUCAGAUUGGGGAUUUUCGGUUUUAAAACAUUUCUAGGGAAUUUCAGUUGCGGAUUUUUUUUUCCUUACGACUGAUUUCUGUUGAUUAAUUUCGUCUCGACAGCAGAAGUCUGAUUGGCUGCAAUGACAACAGAGGCGGGGUCAGAGGCGGAGGUGAAGAAGGAGCCGGAGAAGCAGCAGCAGUCUGAGGAGGAGCAGGUCGAAUCCCCCGGAGAGAGCAUGCAGAACACAGACACGGAUCCUCAGCCUGCCCAGGAGAACCCUGAGAAUCCUGAGAACCUCGAGAAUCCAGAGAAAGUGGAGGCGGAGCCUGCCCCGCCCACAAGCCCCUCCCUGUCUACCGGGCAGAAGAAGGACAAGGGCAUCUCUCGCUUCCUGCCUCCAUGGGGCAAACGCCAAAAAUCCCUCAGCCAAGUGGAGUCUAAAGACACGCCCACUCAGACACAGGAAGAGGAGGAGCCAAAGGGAGAGGCCGAGUCGCCGGAGAAGAAGGAGGAGCAGAACUUGGUGUGCAGCUCAGACACACAGCCAGAGAAAGAGGCGGAGUCUGUGAGGAGAGGAGGAGAGAGGGAGGAGAGUGCCAUUGUGUCGCCUCUCAAACCUGGAAAGAAGAUGAAGAUGGUGGUGUGUCAUGUGACUCUGCUGGACAGGAGCCAGUUCCAGUGUGAGGUUGAGAAACGAGCCAAGGGUCAGGUCCUGUUCCAGAAAGUGUGUGAGCACCUGAACCUCCUGGAGAAGGAUUACUUCAGCCUGAGCUUCAAGGACGGCGCGGAGCAGAGGUGCUGGCUCGAUCCUACUAAGGAGAUCAAACGUCAGAUCCGCAACUCGCAGUGGCAGUUUGCGUUCAACGUCAAGUUUUACCCACCGGAUCCCUCGCAGCUCACUGAGGACAUCACCAGGUAUCUGCUGUGUCUGCAGUUGAGGCAGGAUAUCGUGUCGGGUCGGUUGCCAUGCUCGUUCGUCACUCUGGCUCUGCUCGGCUCCUACACGCUGCAGGCGGAGCUCGGAGAUCACGACUCGGCCGAGCAGCAGCUCCACUCCAUCACCGACUUCCAGCUCGCUAAAGAUCACACCAAAGAGCUCGAGGAGAAAGUGCUGGAGCUGCACAGAUCCCACAGGGGAAUGUCUCCAGCCCGGGCUGAUAUUAAUUUCUUGGAAAAUGCCAAAAAGCUCUCAAUGUAUGGCAUCGACCUUCAUCAGGCAAAGGACUCUGAUGGCGUGGACAUCAUGUUGGGAGUGUGUGCCAACGGCCUGCUGAUCUAUAAAGACCGUCUGAGGAUCAACCGCUUCGCCUGGCCCAAGAUCCUCAAGAUUUCUUAUAAACGCAGCAACUUUUACAUCAAGAUCAGACCCGGAGAGGCGGAGCAGUUUGAGAGCACAGUGGGAUUUAAGCUGCCCAACUAUCGUGCUGCGAAGAGGAUUUGGAAAGUUUGUGUUGAGCAUCACACCUUUUUCAGGUUGAUGAAUCCGGAGCAGCCGACUAAGUCAAAGUUCCUGACUCUGGGUUCUAAGUUCCGAUAUAGUGGGAGAACCCAGGCUCAGACCCGACAGGCCAGCAGUCUGAUCGACCGACCUGCUCCACACUUCCUCCGCACAGGCAGCAAACGCAGCUCACGCAGCCUCGACAUCGCUCCAGUGAGCGCUCAUGGCCACGCCCCCAGUGAGAACGGCCGUGACCCCGCCCUGGAUCUCUCCGAUUCCAAGAUUCCGCAGGUGGAGGAAGGGGCGGAGCCUGGAGAGGCCACAGCCGCGGAAGUCACUGAUGAACCUGUCGCUGAGACUGAGACCGAUGGAGCCGAUUCCUCUGAAACCAAGAGCAAGCUGAGAGUGCAGGGAGAGAAUAUUUAUGUCAGACAUAGCAAUCUAAUGCUGGAGGAUCUGGAUAAGACUCAGGAGGAUGUUUUGAGGCAUCAGGCUAGCAUUAGCGAGCUAAAGCGCAGUUUUAUGGAGGCAGCUCCAGAGCCCCGGCCCAGUCAGUGGGAAAAGCGUCUGACGGGCAGCCCCGCCGCCACCAGCCUGCGCCCGGCCGUCCCAGGGAUAAACCCCACCCACCUGGAGAGCGCCCUGUCUGACAGCGGUGACAUCGGCAAGAGCGAACAGAAUUCCGAGCUUAACGGUCAGCCCGAGGUUCUAGAAGUCGUGGAGGAGAUAAUCGUUAUCGAGGAGCUCAAAGCGAACAAGCCCAAAAGCCCCACCCCUGAGGCGUCUCCUGCGGUAACCGUGGUUACCGAGAAAGCUCCGGAAGCAAAGGAAGAAGAGGUGGAGCCGGAAAAGAGCGGCACGUCAGAGAGCGAGAGCGAGGAGGAGGCGGAGUAUCACGCUCAGCUUCCUGCUUCUACAGACUCCACCCAUUUUAUCAAAGAAGAGCCUGAAGAGGAGCAGGAGGAGGAGGCGGUACUUAACCAGGAAGCCACUCCUCCGGCAGAGGCAGAGGCACAGCCAGUCAGCGUGUCGGUGAAAGAGGAGGAGCCACCAGCACUGGCAGAAGACGAAGUGUCUGGAGAUGAAGUCUUGGUGACGCCCGAUGAAGCACCCAAUGGUCACGCCGAUGAUCCUGAAGCCCCGCCCAGUCCCUGCGCUGCGGCUGAGGAGCAAGAGGAGGAGCCUUGCGUCGUCAACGGUGACGCGUCUCACGUGGAAAUGGAGCACGUCCCGCAGGUGAUCUGUUGCUCGGAGCCCCCGGUGGUGAAAACAGAAAUGGUGACCAUCUCGGACACGUUCGCGGCUCAGAAGUCAGAAAUCGCCACCAAAGAGGUUCCCAUCGUCCACACGGAAACCAAAACCAUCACGUACGAAGCCGCACAGGUGGGCGGUGCUGCAGACAGCGAACCCGGCGUGCUCAUGACGGCUCAGACCAUCACCUCGGAGGCUCUGUGUACAACUACGACUACACACAUCACCAAGACACUAAAAGGCGGUUUGUCAGAAACACGGAUUGAGAAGCGCAUCGUCAUUACAGGCGACUCGGACAUCGAUCACGACCAGGCCUUAGCCCAGGCCAUAAAGGAAGCCAAAGAGCAGCACCCGGACAUGUCUGUGACCCGCGUGGUGGUGCACAAGGAGACGGAGCUGGCUGAGGAAGAGUAAAGAGCUGAAGCCUGCGUUUCAUCCGCCAUCCCGUUGUGGAAAAUCUUUCCCUGCGUUUUUCCGAGCAAGUGAUCGUGUCUCUCAGAGAGGACGAGAGCGAGGAUGACGCCGAUACGCCAUCAUUUAAAAAAAAAAAAACAACCCAGAACCACUUCAUCUAACAUUUUUUUGUAGUGUUUGUUACUAUUUUUAUUAUUUCUUCCCCAUAAGGUAUUGUACAAUGUUUUUAUUAAAUCCAGAUCGGAUUUUAUUUUUCCCCUCCGAGCUCAGCAUUCCAAUUAAUUUUUACAGUGAAUUUUUUGACCGUUUACUUGGGGGGCACACACACUCUCUCUCUCUCUCUCUAAUCUCUUCUGUCUCUCUUGAUAAUUACACACACACUGAUUCUGGACCAUUUUUAAGUGGGAGGGGUUUAAUGUUGUUUAGGAGAAGUGGGCAGGGCUUCAGAUGAAUCUCAAUCUCAUUGAAGGGACCAGCGUGAAUCCGUUUUCUUGCACAUCGGUGCCAAUCCUUCCUCUACACGUGCGCACGCGCACACAUUCCACCGCAGGGAGGCGCGUUUCGUCUACCUCUAUUCGGGAGAAAAAAAUUAAACCCCAUGCAAAACGACCAAAAACGGAUUUCCUGAAAACUCUUGGCAGCUCAACGUGUUUCACUUUUCCUGCACAGAUUUUAUUCCUCCAAGAAAAAAAAAAAAAUCCCACGUUUGUACGAAUAAAAUGGAUCUUGUUCCAUUUAAAAAAAAAAAAAGUUAUGAAACACUUUCUUUGCUUUAAUUAAAUUUUCACUACAGAGUUUUACACCAGAAUAAAAAAACAAAAACAAAAACCAGCUAGGACUCUACAUGUGCUCUCUCUCUCUCUCGUCUUUCCUUCUCAUCAUUUUAUCACCUUGUUUUUAUCCGUUUUAUGUUCACAGCUCCAUUUGUUCACCACUUCCUGUGUCCUCUCUUUGUGUAACACUGUUGAAAUAAAAGUUUGUUUAUUCUCUAA